This is a messenger RNA of Aspergillus aculeatus ATCC 16872, 591 nucleotides long. RefSeq lists its product as uncharacterized. Bases 1 to 591 code for a protein of 196 amino acids. The record is from RefSeq and is a predicted model, not a curated record. The transcript has 6 exons. Lineage: Eukaryota; Fungi; Ascomycota; Eurotiomycetes; Eurotiales; Aspergillaceae.
AUGGCAGGAGAGGCAAUUCUAUCCUUCGCAAGCGAGAUCCAGAAGCAAAUCCAGGCAGACGGCCGCGAACUCCGAAGUCUACACCUGGAUGCAGCCACGUCGAACAAGCUAGACAGCUAUCUCAGCCAUCUGCCAAUUUUUACAAGCACCUCUUCCCCCUCCAUCCGCCGGCGUUUCGAUCACAUAGGCACGGACUUGUGGAACAGCUGCACGCAGCGUAUGACCCACUGCAGCGACCCAAUAUCAUCCGCGGUCUUGUGCAAAGUCAAAGCGUUCGCAUGGGCUAUGCUCGACACUGCCGUCUCGAAUAGGAGUCCAGGGAGUUUCAGAGUCGUGGAGACAGCUAACAAGCUGGUCAAGUCUUGCAUAGAACAUGAUUGCGUCGCCAUCAGCUUGAAAGUCAUCGAAGCGAUAGCCAUGCGGCUGGAUGCGCUCGAGCACUUGGAGACAGAUGUCGGUGAAGCGAGAUUGCGCCAGUGCAGCGUGCAUUACUAUGCGCUUCGGGUCCACUUGUUCGAGCGCAUAUAUACCUUGAUACGCAUGACUCUAAAGACAAUCUUGCGAGAGCCCUCGAGCAGCUCAAAUCUGUAA